AUGGAAAAUCAAAACAAUGUGACAGAGUUCAUACUUUUGGGUCUUACAGAGAACCAGAACCUUCGGAAACUGUUUUCUGCUGUGUUUCUAAUCAUGUAUGUUGUAAUGGUGUUAGGAAAUAUGCUCAUUAUGGUGACCAUGAUCACAAGCCAGAGUUUAAGAUCACCUAUGUACUUUUUCCUCACUUUUUUGUCCCUAGUGGAUACCGCAUAUUCUUCUGUCAUUGCCCCAAAGCUGAUUUUAGACUCCCUUUCUGAAAAUACUAUUAUCUCCUUUGAAGGAUGCAUGGCCCAGCUCUUUGCAGAACAUUUCUUUGGAGGUGUGGGAAUCAUUUUGCUUAUUGUGAUGGCCUAUGAUCGCUAUGUGGCCAUCUGUAAACCUCUUUACUACAUGAACAUCAUGAGUCCUCGGAUGUGUUCUAUACUGUUGGCAGGAACUUGGAUAGGGGGAUUAGCACAUGCAACUAUUCAGCUUAUUUUCAUGUAUCAAAUACCUUUUUGUGGUCCUAAUAUUAUAGAUCACUUUUUAUAUGAUAUGUUUCAGUUACUUACAUUGGCCUGCAUGGAUACCCACACACUGGGUCUCAUUGUCAUCUUCAACAGUGGGGUGAUGUGUAUGGCUAUCUUCAUUAUUCUAAUUGCCUCUUACAUAACUAUCCUGUGUUCUCUGAAAUCUUAUAACUCUGAAGGGAGACGCAAAGCCCUCUCCACCUGUGGUUCCCACUUCACAGUGGUUGUAUUGUUCUUUGUGCCAUGUAUUUUCUUGUAUGUGAGGCCUGUGUCUACCUACCCCAUAGACAAGGCCAUGGCUGUGUCAGAUUCAAUUGUCACACCCAUGCUGAAUCCUUUGAUCUACACAUUAAGGAAUAAAGAGGUGAAAAAUGCUAUGAAGAAACUUUGGAGGAGAUAA
Molecule: messenger RNA, 909 nt
Organism: Arvicanthis niloticus (Nile rat)
Lineage: Eukaryota; Metazoa; Chordata; Mammalia; Rodentia; Muridae
Product: olfactory receptor 4C6-like
Biological process (GO): G protein-coupled receptor signaling pathway
Cellular component (GO): membrane
Molecular function (GO): olfactory receptor activity; G protein-coupled receptor activity
Source: RefSeq, a predicted model, not a curated record